Messenger RNA from Dichomitus squalens LYAD-421 SS1, 1241 nucleotides. RefSeq lists its product as uncharacterized. NCBI's taxonomy places the organism in Eukaryota, Fungi, Basidiomycota, Agaricomycetes, Polyporales, Polyporaceae. Gene Ontology annotation, molecular function: protein binding. The record is from RefSeq and is a predicted model, not a curated record. The coding region runs from base 1 to 1062 and encodes 353 amino acids. The transcript is spliced from 5 exons.
AUGCCGAUAGCACACUGGUUCUCGCUCUCCAAGACGCCAUUCCUCGCGCGAUCCUCGCAUUGCUUGUCUGUAACGAAGUCCGGGAUCCUCAUCGUGUACGGAGGAGAGCUCAAGCCCCGCACGCCGAUCGACGCGGGAGUGGGCCGCGAUGCUACUCCCAGAGGCUCGCUUCACGUCGCGCUUCCUCAACCACGGGUAGGCGCAACCACCGUCUGGCUCAAUGAUGCUCUGUACUUGUGGGGAGGCCGAGGAGGAGAGGACAUGACUCCUCUGGAUGCCCAUCAAGUUGGGGUCUGGAAGGCGACUAUCAAUGCCUCCGAGGGCCCACAGCAGUCCGUACGAUGGGAGCGAAUUGUUGCGACGAACGAGGACCAGGCACCGGAGUCCCGUAGUUACCAUGCGUCCGUCGCUCUCGGGGGCAACAUCUACAUCCACGCGGGCUGCCCGACGAGUGGCAGGCUCAGCACACUGCACGCGUUUCAUGUCAAGGAUUACUCAUGGAAGGUCCUCGCGUCCGCCCCUGAGCCAGGUCGCGGAGGCACCUCACUUGCUGCAACGACCGUAGCUGGGAAAGACUUGCUCUUGCGUUUCGGCGGCUUUUGCGGUCAGCAACUUCCGAGCGCGGCUGGUGAGGUAGACAUUUAUAUCAUUGCUGAAGACAAAUGGGUGACUGUCCAACCCACCGCCGACCCCGUACUCGGGAGCCCUGGACCGCGCUCUGUUGCCGGCUUCGCGCACUUCCAAUCUCCUUUCCCAGCCCUAUCAAACUCUGUCGCGGUUCUCUAUCACGGAGAGCGCGAAGCCAGCAGCCAGGGCCAUGCGGGUGCAGGGCAAUUUUGGGACGAUGUCUGGGUGCUUUUGAAGGAGGGCGAUGACGUGCUCAACGGCUGGCAAUGGCAGCAGCUCGAGGUCUACUCCGACGAUCACCUCCCGGAGGGUCGUGGCUGGUUUCCACCUGCAGCAUGGGUGGAUGGGCACGGGGAUACGAAGCUUGUGCUCUUUGGAGGUCUCUUGUCGUCGAAUGAGCGAUCCGACGAGCUUUGGGAGCUCGAGAUUAACUGAUAGACAGGGUUCGUCGCGAACAUUGCGUUUGUGUAUCAAGUUACGUCGUACAUGUGCGCCGCGUCAGGGCCGAUCAGCUAUUUUUAUCUUCAAACCCUGUGGUACGCGAGGAGAAUCACGUUGUGUAUGGUUGAGAUGUUGAGAUGUUAUGCGGCCGGUGAUCGCCUGUGCCUCAUCGC